GGUGGCCACAGUGUUCUCGCGGGUCAGCAAACGAGGCCAAAGGUGUUGAGAUCCGAGCGAACUGUGACUGUCAUGUGAAGUGUCGGUGUGUAACAUGACUCAGAGCGUCACAGGCGGAAGGUCGCGCGGAGCAGCAGAACGGAACGGAAGCGGGAGUACAAGCCUGUCCGCCAUUGUGGAAUAUGGUGAGGGAUAUUCCAGUAAAACAGCAGCCACUUCCCCACUGACUGGUUAACCGGCUCGGACCGCUCCGCGAACGCCUUCUCCACGGACACGAGGUCGCCGUUUGCCACCGCGAGAACAGGCAGGUCGUCGUGCGUUGUGAAAACGGCAGGAAAACGACGCUUCGCUGCGAUCACUGAGUGAUUUGAAACCCGAGAGACGAGCCAGGAGAGCAGCACCGGAGAGAGGCAGGGAAGCCGCGGACAGUCUCACCAACACGACCGGAGUCGGCUGCUGGACGAUGUCUGCGACCACAGUCGAUCAGAGACCCAAAGGACAAGGAAAUAAAGUGCAAAACGGAUCAAUGCAUCAGAAGGAUACUGUGAACGACGAUGACUUUGAGCCUUAUUUAAGCGGCCAGACCAAUCAGAGUAACAGCUAUCCACCCAUGUCUGACCCCUACAUGCCAAGCUACUAUGCUCCAUCCAUUGGCUUUCCUUACUCUCUGGGAGAAGCUGCCUGGUCCACAGCAGGAGACCCUCCUAUGCCCUACCUGACCACCUACGGACAGAUGAGCAAUGGCGAGCCACAUUUCAUCCCUGAUGGUGUUUUCAGCCAACCAGGAGCUUUGGGCAACACCCCGCCCUUCCUUGGCCAACAUGGCUUCAACUUCUUUCCAGGCAAUGCAGACUUUUCCACGUGGGGCACUAGUGUCUCCCAGGGACAGUCCACGCAGACCUCGGUCUACAGUAACAGUUACGGCUAUGCGCCCAGCUCGCUGGGGCGGGCCAUCACUGAUGGACAGGCUGGUUUUGGAAGUGACUCCCAGCUGAGCAAGGUGCCAGUGCUAAAUAGUAUUGAGCAGGGUAUGGCGGGGUUAAAACUGGGUACGGAUAUGGUGGCGGCCGUCACCAAAACUGUCGGCUCAUCUUUAGGGGUCACGGCAGGCAUGAGCAGCAUGGCAGCCAACAACCUGCCGCCGUCUGUCAGUUCGGCCGGAUCUAAACCCGCCUCCUGGGCAGCCAUCGCCAAGAAACCGGCCAAGCCGCAGCCCAAAGUCAAGCCCAAAGCCAAUAUGGGAAUGGGUGGCGCCGCCAUCCCGCCGCCUCCCAUUAAGCACAACAUGAACAUUGGCACAUGGGACGAUAAGGGCUCCAUGAACAAGCCCCCGUUAGCUCAGACGAUGAUGACUGCGCAGCCUUUAGUGCAGCAGCCUCUUCUAGCUCAGCCCCAGCCCCUCCUGCAGAGCCCCUUGCCCCCUCAGCCUCAACACCCAUCCCAGCACCAACACCAACCCUUCCACCUCCAGUCUCUGCAGUCUCCCCAACACCCCCAAACCCUUCCUCCCGGCCCACCACACCUGCAUCUCACCUCCCAGCCCCCGCAGCAUCUCCACCAUCAGCAGCCGCAGCAGCCCGGGCCGCCGCCUAACCGCUGGGUGGCGCCCAGGAAUCGGGGUGAGGCCUUCAGUCUGGGCAUGGGCGUGCCCAUGAGUGCCUCCCCCUGCUCCGGCGAAGUGCACCCCGUGCUGGAGAAACUCCGUGCCCUCAACAACUACAACCCCAAAGAGUUUGACUGGAGCUUGAAAAAUGGCCGCGUGUUCAUUAUCAAGAGCUACUCGGAAGACGACAUCCACCGCUCUAUCAAGUACUCUAUCUGGUGCAGCACAGAACAUGGCAACAAGCGCCUGGACGGUGCCUACCGCUCGCUGGGCAACAAGGGCCCCCUCUACCUGUUGUUCAGCGUCAACGGCAGUGGGCACUUCUGUGGCGUGGCCGAGAUGCGCUCACCGGUGGACUACAAUGCCUAUGCAGGUGUUUGGUCUCAGGACAAGUGGAAGGGCAAGUUCGAAGUGAAGUGGGUCUUCAUCAAAGACGUGCCCAACAACCAGCUGCGACACAUCCGGCUGGAGAACAAUGACAACAAGCCGGUGACCAACUCCAGGGACACUCAGGAGGUGCCUCUGGAGAAGGCCAAACAAGUGCUUAAAAUAAUCGCCACUUACAAGCAUACCACCUCAAUCUUUGAUGACUUUGCACAUUACGAGAAACGGCAGGAGGAGGAGGAGGCUUUGAGAAAGGAGCGCAAUAGAAAUAAACAGUAACCUUGACGUGAGCUCUGCUGGAUCUGCAACACUAAUGAUGUAGGACCUUAAUUCAAGAAAUUGCCUAACCACCUGCAGGAAAAGCUCUCACUGUCUUUUCCGCUGAAGAUGACAAUUGUAUGUGAACACUCGGGCGGUAGAUGGACUCAUCUGUAUGUGUUGACCGGUACAUCAAACCCGUGUUCUCACGAGACACCCACUUUGAAACAAACAAACAAACAAACAAAAAAAAAACAACCUCUGUCUUGAAAGCACUUUCAGUCCUUGGAAUCCGCCUCUUCAGAGUCGCUAACUUCUUGUUCUAAUUUUGUUUGUGACAAA
Molecule: messenger RNA, 2587 nt
Organism: Synchiropus splendidus (mandarinfish)
Lineage: Eukaryota; Metazoa; Chordata; Actinopteri; Syngnathiformes; Callionymidae
Gene: ythdf3
Product: YTH N6-methyladenosine RNA binding protein F3
Exons: 5
Coding region: 464-2266 (600 amino acids)
Biological process (GO): mRNA destabilization
Cellular component (GO): cytoplasm
Molecular function (GO): mRNA binding; N6-methyladenosine-containing RNA reader activity
Source: RefSeq, a predicted model, not a curated record